AUGGCAGCUGUUCCUAAAGACAUGGUUGGAGCUACAGGAGUUCGAUAUCGUUACAAGCAGCUUCUCCAGACAAAAGAACACUUUGGACAUGUUUGGCUGGCAACGAGCGGGUGCGAUCAAUUUAUCUUGAAAACCAUUCCCAAGCUCAUAUUCAACCAUUUCGACAAGGAGAUUCGGCCCAAUGUCCGCGAUAGUCCCUUUACACGACUGCCCGUGGACAUGAUCCCCAAUGAGCGGAUCUUCCCAAGAUAUUAUAUCAAGGCAGACAACAUCAUGGUUGACUACCAUGAAGACAAGAAAGAAGUCGUAAUUAACACGGUUCGACUUACUGACCUUGACAACGCGGCCUACCUCCCCAAUGGCAGGUAUAUCCAAGGAAUGCUUGCAGGCAACGCAAACUGGCGUAGUCCCGAGGCAUUUCUCAAAAGCAAACUCAACAAGCCAACAGACAUGUUCUCCUUUGGCGUCGUCUGUACAUAUGCCGUUCUCGGUCGUGCGAUAUUUGCCCCAGAUGCUGAUUUCGAGACGCGCAUAGCACAGGGCGUGCUACCUGACCUCAUUCACCUGCAGCGCCAAGUCUCGUAUUUUGGAGACGAGGAUGCAAUAGCGGGUUUGGAGAUGCACCUCGGCGACGACUCAUUCAGUAGAAUGAUCCUGAGAAUGCUGUGGACGGAUCGGUGGGAGCCACAAAUCGGUUACAAACAGUUUGGGAAUUGGCCCGAGGUUGAGGAUAUGGUCUUUAUGGAUCUGGUCUUGCGCUUGAGGAACUUGGACCCUAAGAGGCGGAUGACGGCUCAAGAAGCAUUGGAGCAUCAAUGGUUCGAGGAUGUUUGA
Molecule: messenger RNA, 834 nt
Organism: Exserohilum turcica Et28A
Lineage: Eukaryota; Fungi; Ascomycota; Dothideomycetes; Pleosporales; Pleosporaceae
Exons: 5
Coding region: 1-834 (277 amino acids)
Biological process (GO): peptidyl-threonine phosphorylation; peptidyl-serine phosphorylation
Molecular function (GO): ATP binding; protein serine/threonine kinase activity
Source: RefSeq, a predicted model, not a curated record